AUGGAAACAGAAAACCGGACAGAAGUAUCAGUAUUCCUCCUCCGGGGUCUCUCAGAUGAUCCGGAAAUGCAGCCACUCCUCUUUGGCGUGUUCCUGUCCAUGUAUCUGGUCACUGUGCUUGGAAACCUGCUCAUCAUCCUGGCUAUCAGUUCUGACUCUCACCUCCACACCCCCAUGUACUUCUUCCUCUCCAACCUGUCCUUUGUUGACAUCUGUUUCAUCUCCACCACUGUCCCAAAGAUGCUGGUGAAUAUCCAGGAACACAGCAAAGACAUUUCCUAUAUAGAAUGCUUCGUUCAAGUGUAUUUUUUUAUGAUUUUUGCUGGAAUGGACGAUUUCCUCCUGACUGUGAUGGCGUAUGACCGGUUUGUGGCCAUCUGCCACCCCCUGCACUACACAGUCAUCAUGAGCCCACAAUUCUGUGUCCUCCUGGUUCUGAGUUGUUGGCUCACCCUUUUCUGGGUCUCCUUGAUUCAUAUUCUGCUGGUGAGGCGGCUGACCUUCUGUACAGGCACUGAGAUUCCACAUUUCUUCUGUGAACUGGCUCAGAUUAUUAAGGCAGCCUGCUCUGACACCCUCAUCAAUAACAUCUGCUUGUAUGUUGCCACUGCACUGCUGUGUGUGUUUCCUCUCACUGGGAUCCUCUACUCAUACUCUCAGAUUGUCUCCUCCUUAAUGAAGAUGUCCUCCAGAGAGAGCAAGUAUAAAGCAUUCUCCACCUGUGGGUCUCACCUCUCUGUGGUCUCUUUGUUCUAUGGGACAAGCCUGGGGGUUUACCUCACUUCUGCUGUGACCCAUUCUUCCCAGGGAAGUUCGAUUGCCUCAGUGAUGUACACUGUGGUGACCCCCAUGUUGAACCCCUUCAUCUACAGCCUGAGGAACAAGGAUGUGAAGGGGGCCCUGCGAAGGCUCCUCAGCAGAGCAACCUCAUGGCCAUGA
This is a messenger RNA of Hyaena hyaena (striped hyena), 939 nucleotides long. RefSeq names its product olfactory receptor 7D4-like. The record is from RefSeq and is a predicted model, not a curated record. Gene Ontology annotation, biological process: G protein-coupled receptor signaling pathway. Gene Ontology annotation, cellular component: membrane. Gene Ontology annotation, molecular function: G protein-coupled receptor activity; olfactory receptor activity. Lineage: Eukaryota; Metazoa; Chordata; Mammalia; Carnivora; Hyaenidae. The coding region runs from base 1 to 939 and encodes 312 amino acids. The transcript has a single exon.